CAAUCGAGUUGGGGGUUUGGUGAUUGUCGUGUGUCGAAUGUUGGUCGCGUUCCACGCAUUUGCGACAGAGACGGCCACAGACUAUUCGUCGUCGUGCCUCCGCCUGGCUUGUCUCGGAAGAACAAGCAGACGACGACGUAAGCCGGCCGGCCGUGAAAAUUCUCUUCCGGCUCUUUGCGAUUCGCCCUCAUCGGUCAAACGAGCAGAGCCAAAGUGAAGCGACGAUGAUGGUGGUUUCAGUCGAGUGGCUCACUGCUUGUCGGCCCGUCUCAACUCAUCAAACAAGGACGACAUUCAAAGCGGCCACAAACUCGUUGAUCGUCAUCAGCCUGUUGUUCUUGUUCUCCUGCUCGCCGACGAUGUGCAGUUCGCAGCCAUCGAGCGCUUCAUCUCGUGACGUUCCAGUCAAUCUGGCCAGUGUGUCCACGCAUCACCGUAGUCGAGUCGCCGUGUCGUCCAGCCCUCGUUCGUCCGCCACUCUCGCGGCCAACGAGACACAUGUAACGAAAACGGGCGGCAGGGCGCGCCGUCAUUGCCCGUCUUGUCGAUUGCCAGCCACCGUACAGCAGAAGGAGGAGGACCAACUGGACGCCGAACGACCAGCUGACGCUAAGACGGUGGCGUCGCUGGCCCACCAACAGUCCAUGGCUGGCGAUUUCGCCCGCCUCGAGUCGAUCAAACGUCAAAUCCUCAUCAAGUUGGGUCUCAAUUCGAAACCGAAUUUAUUGUCGUCCGUCAUCCCGCCGAGGGAUUUCAUUUUGGAGACGCUUUUGCGGGCCGAAGAGUCGUCGGUCGUGACCCGUGCUCCUCACCGUCCCUCGUCGUCUUCCACUGGCAACAACAACAAGCAGCGUCAUCAUUUGCAUCAUUCGCAAGCCGAUGCUGCCAGCGUGGACAACGUCAUCGUCGAGGACGAUUUCUACGGCAAGACGUCAGAGAUCAUCGCAUUCGGCGAGCCAGGUCCGAGACUCAACGGGCAGGUGUUGGCCGAAUUUUCACGAGUCCAGGAAACGGCGCCCGAGCCAAGUUUGCGAGUUAAAUCGGCCACUUUAUGGCUUCACGUCCAAAUUAAUGGCACUAGUUUAACAUCGUCGUCGCAUCUGCCGAAAAGUGCGAAUCAACGUCACCAGCGAGGCCACCAACAGCAACGCACCAGUAGGUCACCGACGCUCUACGUCUUUCGGCUUCUUCCGUCAGAUGUUCACGGCCCUCUAACCAACGCCACGAAUAAGCGUCUGACGCAGGAUUGGAACGAGUUGUUAUUGGCUUCGCAAAAGGUGACCAUCCAACACAGCGGUUGGAUGAAAAUCAACAUCACCGAGGGCGUCCAGCAGUGGUUUAGCACGUCCCCGUCGUCCAUCAUCAACAACAACAACAACAACAACAACAACAACAACAACAACAACAACAACAACAACAACAACAACAACAACAACAACAAUAAUAAUAAUAGCAAUAACAACAAACUGCGUUUACUGGUCGACUGCUCCGGUUGCGGUUCCACCGUCCAGCCCGUUCUCUUCACCCAUCGGCCAGCAGUGGCGUCUGUCCUGCCGGAAGACAACGCUCGCCAACAGGAGACGAUCAACAACAAGAAGAAGAAGAAGAAGAAGAAACGGAAGAAGCGCAGGAGGCGACUGGUAGUGGACAAGGAAGAAGAAGAGGAAGAAGAGGGGGAUGGCAAAAACCGGCAACAACUGGAAGACGAGGGCAAAAAGACGGAACAACUCCGGCCGUUUAUCGUCAUCCACACUGAUUCCAGCAGUUCGCGUCGAUUGAGGCGACGGACUCCGCUGGAUUGUGGGCCGACGACGUCCGCCUGCUGCAAGCAGCGAUUCUUCGUCAGUUUCCGCUCACUCGGAUGGGACGACUGGAUCAUCGCGCCCAGCGGAUACUACGCCAACUACUGCCGAGGUGAUUGCGGUAGCGGCGCAGCCGGAAGAGCGCCCGAGUCGUUUCUCAGUUACCACUCGCACGUUCUUGACCAAGUACGCAAGCAGCUGCCUUCAUUGGCCAUCAGUCCGUCAAAGACUAAGAAGAAAAAGAAAAUGCAAUCGUCUGAACAACAACAGCAACGAUUGUUUGCCAAUUAUUUGCAACCUUGUUGCGCACCUACCAAAUUUUCAAGCAUGUCACUCAUUUAUUUCGGCCCCGACAUGAAUAUUAUCAAAAGAGACUUGCCUAAAAUGGUGGUCGAUGAAUGCGGCUGCCCUUAAUCCUUCCAUCCGCGUACAACUGGCGGGGAAUUCUACAUCAUGUUUGGUUGUCGUACACAAUUAAUCACUCGAUGUUUUUCAUUUCAUUUUCUUGCAAUCGCAUUGGCAGUCUGAUCUUGUCUUUGAUGACGGCCGAUGUCUGUUUUUCUUUGUGUUUCGUUGAUACCAACAGUAUAUAUUUAUUACUAGGUUACUCUUUUUGCGUAGAAUUCGAGCAACACUGCCGUUGAUUGAUUGUGCGCCUAUAACCAUCCCGCCUGCUGACCAGUGGUUUUAUUUGUCAAUUGUGCUCCAUUAUUCGACUCCAAACGAUACUUAACUUGCAUUCCUUAUUGUUGCAUUAGGUUUGUACAGCCUCUACAAAAUAAUCUCGCCUCUUGUCAUACUGAUAGAACUGACUUGUGAAUGAUGUACGAUGCAUUUGUUUGCUGAGCCUCUGCUGAUUGUUUCAUUCCAUUUCAUUUGGCUGUCAAUGUCUUUCCUUUUUGCACAUUAUAGACCGCCAUUCCGUUGUUGUUUUUGUUUUAAAUAGAACUGGAUCGGUUUCAUUAAAAGGCUUUUUUGAGCUUUGUAUAGGUGCCGAAAUAUUGUUAAUCAAUGAAGAAGGAAAAAGCAAUGAGCUAUUAGAGUUCGAUUCCACUUUUUGACUUGUCCUUACCGUGUGCCAAUCGUGGUUUUACUAUCAAUAGAUCCAUGUUUUGGCUGCUGAUUUAUUAUUGUAUCUCCUCUAUUCUUGUUCACUCUACUGUUCCAUUAUAUUGCAAAUGUCUUUCAUUUAAUCUGCAAUAGAAAUUAAACGAAUUUUUGGCCUGUUUAA
Messenger RNA from Daphnia carinata, 3033 nucleotides. Its product is annotated as inhibin beta chain-like. Gene Ontology annotation, biological process: SMAD protein signal transduction. Bases 225 to 2216 code for a protein of 663 amino acids. Gene Ontology annotation, cellular component: extracellular region. Gene Ontology annotation, molecular function: cytokine activity; growth factor activity. The record is from RefSeq and is a predicted model, not a curated record. NCBI's taxonomy places the organism in Eukaryota, Metazoa, Arthropoda, Branchiopoda, Diplostraca, Daphniidae. The transcript is spliced from 3 exons.